UGGACCACCACCGCCUUGCUCAGGGGGGGCUGUCCGGUCCGGUUCGCUAAAACACCCCAGCCUAAACAACAAGCUCGCUGACUUGGCCUGCUGCUUGCUAACGUUGCACUCUCUUUCUUCCUUGUUAUUGCUUGAUCGUCUAAAUCUCCCGUCUGUCUGUCUCUGUCUGCCUGGAAACCCUGGCGGUUUUUUGGUGUUCUCCAGCUUUCUUUUCCUCUUGGCCCGCCCUCUCUCCCGAAUUAGAACGAAUCAGAACGGUGUGCAACUUCAUUGCCGUGCACCGUUGUUUGCUCGUCCUUUUUACCUGCACCCUUCCUCACGGCGAUCCCCUUUUUCCACUCUCUAAGUUAUUUAUCCGUUAUUUCGUUAGUAUCGUCGUUUUGGGACUCCGGUUUUUAAAUGCAGGAACCUCUUAACUAUAAUACUCGUUUCCAUUAUCGUCAAGUCACUACGGGCAUCUCGAAUCUCGAAUCCCUGGACAAACCCGCCCUCUCCCCCACUCCCCCAGUUGUCUCAGUAUUCGAUAUAACUUAAAAGCCUAUCUUGACGACCGGUCCGCGCUGUGGUGUUGGAGUUGUAGUUUGCAAACAUGGUGCACAUAUUCGACGUCGGUACCCGGGCAUGGCAACCUGACCCGACGGAAGGAUGGGUGGGCUCUGAGCUCGUUGAGAAAUUGGUGGAUGGAGAUAAAGUUACUCUGGUCUUUUCCCUGGAGAAUGGAGAGACCAAGACAAUCGAAACGACGGAAGCUGAACUACAGCUGGACAACAAUGGAUCCCUUCCGCCGCUGAUGAAUCCAUCGAUGCUGGAAGCUAGCGAGGACCUCACAAAUCUGUCCCAUUUGAACGAACCAGCUGUACUGCAAGCCAUCAAGCUCCGAUACGCGCAAAAGGAAAUUUAUACAUACAGUGGUAUUGUGCUCAUCGCAACCAAUCCAUUCGCUCGCGUCGAUUCGCUCUACGUCCCUCAGAUGGUUCAGGUAUAUGCAGGGAAGCAGCGGGCUACACAAGCUCCUCAUCUUUUUGCUAUCGCUGAGGAAGCAUUCUCUGAUAUGUUGAGAGAUGGCCGAAACCAGACCAUCGUUGUCUCUGGAGAAUCAGGAGCAGGAAAAACUGUGAGCGCGAAAUAUAUCAUGAGAUACUUCGCCACGAGAGGAACUCCCACCCAGGGAUCAUAUAAUGCAGGAAGAGCAGAUUCAAUCAGCGAGACAGAGGAACAAAUUUUGGCAACAAAUCCGGUGAUGGAGGCAUUCGGAAAUGCGAAGACUACCCGUAACGAUAAUUCUUCCCGAUUCGGAAAAUAUAUUGAGAUUAUGUUCGACGACAAGACGAAUAUUAUUGGCGCGAAAAUAAGAACAUACCUCCUGGAACGUUCGAGGCUUGUCUUCCAACCUCUGAAAGAAAGGAAUUACCAUAUUUUCUACCAGCUCGUCGUCGGAGCUACAGACUCGGAGCGGCAAGAGUUGGGCCUCUUGUCCAUUGAAGAAUUCGAAUAUCUGAACCAGGGAGGUGCUCCGGUGAUUGAUGGCGUCGACGAUAAGGCCGAAUUUGAUGCCACAAGGAAAUCUCUUACGACGAUAGGAGUGACGAGGGAGACCCAGGCUGAUAUUUUCCGCAUCCUGGCUGCUCUUCUUCACCUAGGCAAUGUUAAGAUCCAGGCUACUCGAACUGAUUCUUCUCUCUCUGCCACGGAACCGUCUCUUGUGCGCGCAUGCGAGAUGCUGGGUAUAGAAGCAGGUGAAUUCUCGAAGUGGAUUGUGAAAAAGCAGCUAAUCACCCGCGGCGAGAAAAUCACAUCGAAUCUUACCCAGCAACAGGCCCUAGUUGUCCGAGAUUCAGUUGCGAAAUUCAUUUACUCAAGCUUGUUUGAUUGGUUAGUGGAGACCAUUAACCGCGGGCUAGCUACGGAAGAUGUAUUAAAUAAGGUGAGCUCCUUCAUUGGAGUUUUGGAUAUUUACGGUUUCGAACAUUUCGCCAAAAACUCUUUCGAACAGUUUUGUAUCAAUUAUGCCAACGAGAAGUUGCAGCAAGAGUUUAACCAGCAUGUGUUCAAGCUUGAACAGGAGGAGUAUGUCAGGGAAGAAAUUGAUUGGAAGUUUAUCGAUUUCUCGGACAAUCAACCUUGCAUUGAUCUUAUUGAAGGAAAGCUCGGAGUCCUAUCGCUGUUGGAUGAAGAGUCUCGAUUACCAAUGGGCUCUGAUGAGCAAUUCGUUACAAAGCUGCAUCAUCACUUUGGGUCCAACAAACAAAAGUUCUACAAGAAACCUCGAUUCGGAAAGUCCUCGUUCACUGUAUGCCAUUACGCCGUCGAUGUCACGUAUGAGUCUGAUGGAUUCAUUGAGAAAAACAGGGACACUGUUCCGGAUGAGCAUAUGGAAAUCCUCCGCAAGUCCUCCAAUGGAUUUGUGAAAUCCGUUCUCGAAGCGGCCUCUGCCGUUCGUGAAAAGGACUCAGCGGCCGUGUCCUCGCGCCCAGUUGCAGCACCAGGGCGGAAGAUUGGCGUUGCUGUCAACCGCAAACCCACGCUUGGAGGCAUCUUCAAGUCCUCUUUGAUUGAGCUUAUGAACACUAUCAACUCGACUGAUGUUCAUUAUAUUCGAUGUAUAAAACCCAAUGAGGGCAAGGAAGCGUGGAAGUUUGAAGGCCCUAUGGUUCUCAGCCAGUUGAGAGCGUGUGGUGUCCUGGAAACUGUUCGGAUAAGUUGCGCUGGCUACCCUACCCGCUGGACAUACGAAGAAUUUGCUCUCCGGUACUACAUGCUCUGCCAUUCAUCCCAAUGGACAUCUGAGAUACGCGAUAUGGGCCACGCCAUUCUACGAAAAGCCCUUGGUGAUGCCAGUCAUCAGCAAGAUAAAUAUCAGCUCGGUCUGACAAAGAUCUUCUUCCGAGCAGGUAUGCUUGCUUUCCUUGAGAACCUCCGCACGUCACGCUUAAACGAAUGCGCAACCAUGAUCCAGAAGAACUUGAAAUGCAAGUACUAUCGCCGCAGGUACCUCGAGGCUCGCGAGUCUAUCCUUACCACGCAAAGCGUGAUCAGAGGUUUCCUGGCUAGACAGCACGCAGAGGAGAUUCGUCGUAUUAAAGCUGCCACCACAAUACAAAGAGUUUGGCGUGGCCAAAAGGAGCGAAAGCAUUACGUCAGUAUUCGGAGCAAUAUCAUUCUCUUCGAAUCCGUUGCGAAGGGUUAUCUCUGCCGGCGCAAUAUCAUGGAUACCAUCCUUGGCAAUGCUGCCAAGACUAUCCAGCGUGCAUUCCGGUCCUGGCGUUCGCUCCGUGCUUGGAGACAAUACCGUAAGAAGGUCAUCAUUAUUCAGAACCUUUACAGAGGACGAAAGGCACGCCUUCAGUACAAGAAGCUUCGUGAAGAAGCAAGAGAUCUUAAACAGAUAUCGUAUAAACUGGAAAACAAGGUCGUGGAACUCACUCAAUCCCUUGGGACACUCAAGCGAGAGAACAAGACUCUUACAACACAACUUGAGAACUAUGAAAGCCAGUUGAAGUCCUGGAGAAGUCGACACAACGCACUGGAAGCUCGCACCCGAGAGUUACAAGCCGAGGCCAACCAAGCUGGUAUUUCUGCGGCACAGCUGGCUGCCUUGGAAGAAGAUAUGACCAAGUUGCAACAAAAUCAUGCUGAGGCACUAGCAACCGUCAAACGACUACAGGAAGAAGAGAAGGUGUCGCGCGAAUCUCUUAAAGUCGCAACUGCAGAGCUUGAGAAGCUGAGACAAGCCAAUUCUGACAACGAGGUCGAGAAGGAAUCUCUCCGCCAGCUAAUAUCUGAGCUCCAGGAUGAGUUAGAGCUUGCGAAGAGGUCUGUCCCUGUCAAUGGACUUAAUGGAGACCUUCAGAACGGAGCCGCUGCUCAACCUGGUAUUACUGGGUUAAUUAACCUGGUUUCAUCCAAGAAGCCCAAACCGAAGAGACGGAGUGCUGGCACGGAGAGGAUAGAAGCUGAUCGAUUCAGCGGUGUCUAUAACCCGCGGCCGGUAUCGAUGGCUGUGCCUAGCGCAGGCCGCCGCUCUAAUCUAUCUGGUUCGACGUUUGCUCCGGGAGUGGAUUCUAUUGAAAUGGAACUGGAAACGCUGUUAUCUGAAGAAGAUGAGCUCAACGACGAAGUUACGAUUGGUCUUAUCCGAAACCUUAAAAUACCUCUUCCCGGCUCUACUCCACCACCAACCGAGAAGGAGGUUCUCUUCCCAUCAUACCUUAUUAAUCUUGUUACGUCCGAGAUGUGGAAUAAUGGCUUUGUCAAGGAAUCUGAACGCUUCCUUGCUAAUGUAAUGCAAUCUAUUCAGCAAGACGUCAUGCAGCAUGAAGGUGAAGAUGCAAUUAACCCUGGCGCGUUCUGGCUUUCCAACGUGCACGAGAUGCUAUCCUUCGUUUUCCUCGCCGAGGAUUGGUAUGAGGCCCAGAAAACUGAUAAUUAUGAGUACGACCGUCUUUUGGAAAUUGUGAAACAUGAUCUAGAGAGUUUGGAAUUCAAUAUCUACCACACUUGGAUGAAAGUUUUGAAACAGAAGCUUUACAAGAUGGUUGUCCCCGCAAUCAUCGAGUCGCAGUCACUUCCGGGAUUCGUUACUAACGAAACAAGCCGCUUCCUCGGAAAACUCCUGCCAUCCAACACCCCUGCUUACAGUAUGGACAACCUUUUGAGUCUUCUUAACAAUGUGUACAAGGCGAUGAAGGCAUACUAUCUCGAAGACUCGAUCAUCUUGCAAACAGUCAAUGAGCUACUCCGCCUUGUCGGUGUUACUGCAUUCAACGAUCUCCUGAUGAGAAGAAAUUUCCUCUCCUGGAAGCGUGGUCUACAAAUCAAUUACAAUAUAACUCGGAUUGAAGAGUGGUGCAAGAGCCAUGAUAUGCCGGAAGGGACACUGCAGCUCGAGCACCUCAUGCAAGCUACGAAAUUACUUCAACUCAAGAAGGCGACUCUUAACGAUAUCGAGAUCAUUCAAGAUAUUUGCUGGAUGCUCUCGCCCAAUCAAAUACAAAAGCUUCUGAACCAGUAUCUGGUCGCCGAUUACGAACAGCCCAUUAACGGCGAAAUCAUGAAAGCGGUUGCUUCUCGCGUAACGGAAAAGAGUGACGUCCUCCUCCUUACCGCUGUUGACAUGGAAGAUAGCGGCCCUUACGAAAUCGCUGAGCCACGCUCAAUUACUGCCUUGGAAACAUAUACUCCAUCAUGGCUCCAAACACCUCGUCUCAAGCGCCUUGCGGAGAUUGUCUCCAUGCAAGCUAUGGCACAACUGGAGAAGCUUGACAUGGUAGAUGGCCCCGACGCCGUCAGCACCUCCCCAUAAAAUCAAAAUAAUAUCCGUUUGCAUCCCCCAUUGUCCCAUGUACUCAGUUACUCGCCCCUUGCGGGUAUUUUAUCCCUAGCUAGUCUUUGGGAGCCCUCCUCUACUAUUUCCAUUUAGUUGUUCCCAUCUACUCUCUUCCAAAUUUGGCAUCUGCGCCGCCGCCUACCUUAUAGACUCUGGUUGAGAUGAAAGGAUUCUGAAAGACCACUCUGUCCAUUGCGUAUUGAAUCUUUAUUAUUUUUUUCUGCGUUCCUGUUUACCGCCACACCACGCCUUGUUGGCAAGCUGGGUGCAGUUUAUCGUUUUGUCGACGUCUCCUUUUAAUUUCUAUAAGGCUUGUUUUUAUUUUGCUCCAAAGAACUUGUCUAUAUCCAUUGUCAUUUUCAUUUCCUCGCAAAUCCAAUCGAAAACCCCGCAUCUCCCUUUCCUUCCUCCUCCUCCCCUCUACUUAUUCCCUGUUCUUCUUAUUCGCAUCCUCCCCGUUCCAUCAUCGCUAUUGGGUCCUCCUUGGCACUCUUACACAUUAAUCAACAACGAACUACAAGAUCCCAACACCCUAGACGAUAGAAGAUAUACUCCCAACUAACCCCAUUCUAUAAUUUUGUCAGCGUUGUUUCACCUCCUUUCUAAAGAAUCUUUGACGUGAUGUAAGACUACUUUAUACCUACCCUAUUCCUCUUGACCGGUUUUUUUGCCACUAACGGAGCACAAGGAAUCUCGAAGAUGCGAAAAGGAAGCCGAUAAUGUAAUGCACUAAAUUUCCGGUUUCUCUUCUAUAGUUCUAUAUAUGAGUGACAGCUCUGCGCCUCAUUUUUGAUCUUGCGUGAUAGCAUUUAACUACAUUUCUAAAUCCCAUUAUGCCGGCUGGGGUGGAUAUUAGAUAGUCUAGAUAUUUGUUGUUGGAUUCUGGUUUAAUAAUACUUAAAUCACUCCUCCUGCUUCAACUGUACGUUGCCAUUGAUGUUCUAACUAAUUAUGGGGCGGUUGUAGUGAGCAAAUGAAGUAUGUAUGAGAAUUUUGGAUCGAAAUCUUGGCGAUCUGAUAAGAUUUUGUAACCGCGACGGCUCUCCUAAAGAAUUCCCCUCACAAGCACA
Blastomyces gilchristii SLH14081 is the source of this 6396-nucleotide messenger RNA. Its product is annotated as class V myosin. The transcript has 7 exons. Bases 590 to 5302 code for a protein of 1570 amino acids. The record is from RefSeq and is a predicted model, not a curated record. Gene Ontology annotation, cellular component: cytoplasm; myosin complex; vesicle. NCBI's taxonomy places the organism in Eukaryota, Fungi, Ascomycota, Eurotiomycetes, Onygenales, Ajellomycetaceae. Gene Ontology annotation, biological process: vesicle transport along actin filament; actin filament organization. Gene Ontology annotation, molecular function: actin filament binding; microfilament motor activity; ATP binding.